UGCAAACCGCCCAACUUGUAUGUAGUCCGAUAAUUCUCAGCAGAGAAGUUAGAGAGAGAGGGAGUGUGUAGAGAGAGAAAGUAGAGCAGCAGCAGUUUAUCUUUUAGCUUUAUUAGCUUUUUUAGGUUGGGAUUUGGAUCCAAAAUUCGCCAACAUCCAAAAGUUUUUCUACUAAUAUAACACAUAAAUACACACAUAAACUGAAAAGUUCAUUUACUUUUCAAAAUAAAAAUAAAAAAUCAAAGACCAGCACCAGCUCCAGCUUCAGCUUCGGUUUAUAACAAUCAGCUAAUAAUUAUAUGAAAGCGACCAGGAGUUUUAUAGUUGCUGUACGGUCAAUGAAAAUUUCGAUUUGGCUGUAAUCAAGAAAGGAACUGAAACCUUUUGGGAAUUAUGCAUGUCUGAUCCUGUGGCCAUUGCUGAUCAUGUCGAACGGUCAUUAACUUCUGCAGACAGAACAAAGUCUGUUGAACUCAUUACUGAUAGAGAUCGCAUCUCUAUAUCAAUUAACGGUGAAGCUGCCCAUUCUUCUUCUGAAGCUGCUGCAUCAUUCAGAGUUGGAGAGCUCAUUCUUCCCAAUGGGGAAUCAUAUUCCGGGUCAUUGCUUGGCAAUGUGCCAGAGGGCAAUGGGAAAUAUGUUUGGUCUGAUGGGUGUAUUUAUGAGGGACAAUGGAGACGUGGGAUGAGGCAUGGAACUGGGAAAAUUCAAUUGCCUUCAGGAACUGCUUAUGAGGGUGAAUUUUCAGGUGGUUAUAUGCAUGGUCCAGGGACUUAUAUAGGUUCCAAUAAUUUGACAUAUAAGGGAAGAUGGCGUUUGAAUGUCAAGCACGGAUUGGGAUACCAAGUUUAUCCUAAUGGAGAUAUCUUUGAGGGUUCUUGGAUUCAGGGAACACCAGAAGGACCAGGAAAAUAUACCUGGGCUAAUGGGAAUGUUUAUAUGGGAAAUAUGAAAGGAGGUAAAAUGACAGGUAAAGGGAGUCUUACAUGGAUAAAUGGUGACUCAUUUGAGGGAAACUGGUUAAACAGUAUGAUGCAUGGAUUUGGAGUAUAUAGCUGGAGUGAUGGUGGUUGCUAUGUUGGAACUUGGACUCGUGGUCUGAAGGAUGGAAAAGGAUCAUUUUAUCCUAAAGGCAGCCGCUUCCCAGCUGUAGAGGAACGAUACCUCAAUGCUUUAAGGAAAAGAGGGUUAUUGCCAGAUUUGAGAAAGCAGAACCAUGCCCAUAUCCAUCAUGCAUCUUCAGUGGACAUGGGAAAUAUAAAAGUAGGCAGGGAUCAGGGAUCUCAUCGUAGUACAGCUGAUAAACUUUCCAAGAGAAAACUGUUAACUCUAGAGCAGUCUCGCAACAAAAAUGUAUCUCUAGAACGGCGCUGGAGUCUUGAGGUAUCUAUUGAAAAGGUUAUAGGGCAUAAUUCGUCAUUAGAGUUAUCGGAGUCUGCCUUUGAAGGCAUGGAGCAAGAGGUUGAAACCAAUAGACUGCCAAUAUUGGAACGGGAAUAUAUGCAAGGUGUUCUCAUCAGUGAACUUGUGUUAAAUAAUUUUUCAGAAUUGUCCAGAAGAGCAAAACGAUUACAAAAGAAACUUGCAAAAGAGGUUAAGAGGCCUGGUGAAACAAUAAUCAAAGGGCACAGGAGUUAUGAUUUGAUGCUCAGUUUGCAGCUUGGAAUAAGAUACACUGUUGGAAAAAUUACACCUGUACAACGGCGAGAGGUUCGUACAUCAGAUUUUGGCCCAAGAGCAAGCUUUUGGAUGAACUUCCCAAAAGAUGGAUCACAGUUGACACCGCCUCAUCAAUCAGAGGACUUUAAGUGGAAAGAUUACUGCCCAAUGGUUUUCAGAAAUUUGAGGGAAAUGUUCAAGAUUGAUGCUGCUGAUUACAUGAUGUCAAUUUGUGGCAAUGAUGCUCUCAGAGAACUUUCCUCUCCUGGAAAAAGUGGCAGCAUAUUUUUCCUGUCUCAAGAUGAUCGCUUCAUGAUUAAAACCCUCCGGAAAGCUGAAGUACAGGUUCUAUUGAAAAUGCUUCCAGAUUAUCACCAUCAUGUGAAGUCAUAUGAGAACACACUCGUAACGAAAUUUUUUGGUCUUCACAGGAUCAAACCUACUAGUGGUCAAAAGUUUCGCUUUGUUGUGAUGGGAAAUAUGUUCUGCACAGAAUUGAGGAUCCAUCGAAGGUUUGAUUUGAAAGGUUCAUCACUAGGUCGAUCUACAGAUAAAAUUGAAAUUGACGAAAACACAACACUAAAGGAUUUGGAUCUAGACUAUCGUUUCUAUUUGGAACCUUCUUGGCGUGAAGCUUUAUUGAAGCAGAUUGAAAUCGACAGUAAGUUUUUGGAAGCACAACACAUUAUGGAUUACAGUCUUUUGCUUGGCGUGCAUUAUCGAGCUCCUCAACACCUGCAACCCUCAAUGUCCUACAAUCAGAGAAUAAGAACUGAAGGAUUGGGAGUGUUGGCAGAGGAAGAUACGAUAGAAGAUGAAAACUACCCACAAGGUCUUGUCUUAGUCCCUCGUGGAGAUGAUAAUAGUGUCGUUGUGGGUCCUCACAUCAGAGGUAGCCGAUUAAGAGCAUCGUCUGCUGGGGAUGAGGAAGUGGAUCUCCUUCUUCCUGGUACAGCAAGGCUCCAAAUUCAGCUUGGUGUGAACAUGCCUUCAAGGGCAGAGCAAAUUCCAGGGAAAGAAGAGGAAAAACAAACAUUUCAUAAAGCAUACGACGUUGUACUUUAUCUAGGCAUAAUCGACAUACUACAAGAGUACAACAUGAGCAAGAAGAUAGAACAUGCUUAUAAAUCUUUUCAUUUUGAUUCAUUGUCUAUCUCAGCUGUCGAUCCUACGUUUUAUUCCAGCCGAUUUCUAGAGUUCAUCCAGAAGGUGUUUCCGCCUAAUGCCUUGGCACUUUAAAAAUGUUUUGUUGGUACAUUUACUAUCUUUGUAUGUUACUUUUGUUUCUCUUAAGGGAAUGGGCUGGAUGUUUUUGAA
Molecule: messenger RNA, 2974 nt
Organism: Mercurialis annua (annual mercury)
Lineage: Eukaryota; Viridiplantae; Streptophyta; Magnoliopsida; Malpighiales; Euphorbiaceae
Product: phosphatidylinositol 4-phosphate 5-kinase 9
Exons: 9
Coding region: 398-2896 (832 amino acids)
Biological process (GO): phosphatidylinositol metabolic process
Molecular function (GO): ATP binding; 1-phosphatidylinositol-4-phosphate 5-kinase activity
Source: RefSeq, a predicted model, not a curated record